Molecule: messenger RNA, 1278 nt
Organism: Haliotis rufescens (red abalone)
Lineage: Eukaryota; Metazoa; Mollusca; Gastropoda; Lepetellida; Haliotidae
Product: enoyl-CoA hydratase, mitochondrial-like
Exons: 8
Coding region: 48-932 (294 amino acids)
Biological process (GO): fatty acid beta-oxidation
Cellular component (GO): mitochondrion
Molecular function (GO): enoyl-CoA hydratase activity
Source: RefSeq, a predicted model, not a curated record
AGCUCGCUGGCGUACGCGCAUAGAGAGCGAGGAACCACUUUAUAAACAUGGCGACCUUGUUGAGGAAAGUUGGGGUGAAUUUAAUGCAACUAAGCAGUAAACAUACUGCAAAAUAUCAACUGACACCACUCAGUCGUUGCUUAACUACAGGAAACUUUGAAUACAUUCUCGUGGACAAGAAAGGGGAGAAGAGCAAUGUUGGCUUGAUACAGCUGAAUCGGCCAAAGGCUCUCAACGCUCUCUGUGAUGGUCUCAUGAAAGAAGUCAGUGUAGCCCUGGACCAGUUUGAGAAGGACCGUGGUGUCGGCUGUGUAGUCCUCACUGGCAGUGAGAGGGCCUUUGCGGUGGGUGCAGACAUAGAAGAAAUGAGUGUUAAGUCCUUUUUUGAAGUAACAAGCACUUAUUUUCCUGGAGAGGCAGACAGUAUAGCCAACUUGAGAAAGCCUAUCCUAGCUGCAGUCAAUGGAUAUGCUCUGGGCGGAGGCUGCGAGGUCGCCAUGAUGUGCGACAUCAUCUAUGCUGGAGAGAAAGCCAAGUUUGGUCAGCCCGAGAUCACACUUGGAACAAUCCCUGGAGCGGGUGGCACACAACGCUUAAUCCGAGCUAUCGGAAAGUCAAAGGCAAUGGAGAUGGUGUUGACUGGGAACAUGAUGUCGGCUCAGGAGGCAGAGCAAGCAGGCCUUGUGAGUAAAGUGUUUCCCCCCGACCAGCUGGUAGCAGAGGCAGUGAAAACAGCUGAGAAGAUAUCAGGCUUCUCCAAGAUCAUUGUUGGCAUGUGUAAAGAGGCUGUCAAUGCAGCCAAUGAGAUGACUUUGAGAGAAGGCCUCCACUUUGAGAAGAGAAUUUUCCAUGCUUCAUUUGCCACUAAUGACAGGAAAGAGGGUAUGUCAGCAUUUGUGGAGAAGAGGCCGCCAAACUUCACUGAUAGUUGAGCUGUCAUGGCAGUGAUAACGUGUGUGUGUGUGAUGAAUCGACAUUGGUAUUAUCCGAGACCUGUACCAUGUUGUAUACGGCUGUAAUUGAACACUUUGAUUGAGUACAGCAUUACCCAGACUAUCAUUAUAUAUUCAGCAUAACUACUUGAUAAUGUGCUCGGCAGCGGUGUCAGAUCAAGAGUGUGGACCACUGGAGAGGAGAAUGGGACACAAAGAGUUCAGCUAAAUUCAGUCAAAUGCAGCAGGAAUGAUGAUGUUUUCCUACUUUGGGACUUGGAAGUCCAAGAACUGUGCAUCUCUUUGACGAUAUGUGUAGAAAUUAAAAUAAUGCUAAGAGAUGUAA